GGCUGCGUGUAGCAAUGGUUUGGUGUGAAUUAAUGCAUGCGAUGUGCAGCUCGUCAAACCGGAAAUAAACGUGCAUUGAAUAUGUCGUAGUUGCGAAUAAACAAAAAAAAAACCAAAAGUUGAAAGAAUUUCAAUAAAAACGUAGUGUAUGAAAUGUGGAAAAUGUAAAAAUUCCGCCAAAUAGCGAGAAUUGUAACAUGUAAAAUGGUGGGAAGUGACAUAUCAUGAAUCUGCAACAAAAAAAAAAUGCAGCUGUUUAACACACACACAUUAAACAAGUUUGUAUUUUGCAAAACAAUUUAUGCGUCCUGAAACUCAAAACUCAAAAUUGUUGCUGUUGCGAAUAUGGAUGUAUAUUCAACAAAAAAUUGCGUGCAUAAAAUACAAAUAAUGCCAUAGAAAAUGUAAAAUUUUAACAAUAACGGCUUGAAACCUUAUUCUACUUCAACAAUCAUCGGUAAACUGGUUUGUUUAAAUGAAAUUGGUGAAUUUCAUCAUAACAUUGAUUAUGUCAUGCAAAUUGUUGUAUUGAAUUAGUGAUUGCUGGUACACAAUGUUAGAAACUGCGAAACAAAUUUAUGCAGAAAUAUUUAUUUUACAGCUCAUUCAAUAUUUGCAGGUGACUAAAGCACAGCAAAACGCUACCAAUAAAGCCCCAAAAGCAAAAGUGUGUUACGACAAAUCAAAUGUCUUAGUCACAUAUUAACAAAUAUUUACACAUGCAAAUUAUUCAAUGACGCUGCAGCAGCAAAAAAUAAAGUGAACGAAAGAAUCAAUAACAAAAAUUUUCAACUUUUGCAAAAAUUCAAACAUUAAAUAAUUGACAAAAAACGAUUAAGCUUUUGAUAUGACAAGCAAACGCAUAUAAAAUCCAAAUAAAAUUCGGUGUUAAAGCAACAAAAAAAAAGCUACUCUUUUGUGCUACAAGUGCUCAGAAAAUUGUGCAACUCUAAUAAUUUGAUUAGACAAGUUUUGAAAACUCUCCAACAUCACUUACUCGGAUACGCUUUGGAAUACUCAAUUAUAUUCAGUACUUUGUUCAAAUCAUCCGAAAUUACUGCAAUAAAAUGUUGGCUGUCAAAAAUUUCUUCUUACCCGAGCGCACUACAACGGCCGCUAAGCCGCCCGAAACACCGCAACGUUUCUCACGAAUGCCAGAAGCUUUUCUACGCUCCAUACGACGGCGUUCAUUGCGUGUAAAACGCGCCAAAAGUUUGGUGGUACCCGAUCGCGAGAAGCGGAAAUCAGACUCCUUUGUCAACAGUCAAGAAUGGACGAUCUCACGUUCAGUACCCGAUUUGCGUUUGGGCAUUGUCGGUUCACUGAACUCUGGCAAAUCAGCUUUAGUGCAUCGAUAUUUAACUGGUUCCUAUAUGCAAGAGGAGUCGCCUGAGGGCGGUCGCUUUAAGAAGGAGGUAUUCAUAGAUGGCCAAAGUUAUUUAUUAUUGAUACGUGAUGAAGGUGGACCGCCAGAAAUGCAGUUUGCCGCUUGGGUUGAUGCCGUAAUUUUUGUCUUUAGUCUUGAGAACGAAAGCAGCUUCAAUACAAUCUACAACUACUACAAUAAAAUGGCGCAUUUUCGCAAUGGUCAGGAUUUACCAAUGAUUUUAGUUGGCACUCAAGAUGCCAUUAGUGAGCGCAAUCCACGUGUGAUCGAUGAUUCGCGCGCGAGAAAAUUAGCAAAUGAUCUGAAACGUUGUUCAUACUAUGAAACGUGUGCGACGUAUGGUCUUAAUGUAGAACGUGUUUUUCAAGAUGCUUGUCAAAAGAUCCUCCAGCAGCGCAUUCCCCUACCCCCCACCGUAAAUUCCCGACCCACAACGCCGCAGGGUACACGCCUCGGCAUCGCUUCCUAUCAUCAUAACUCGACUAAUCAUGGCGGCGUCAAUGCGAAUGGCUUCUCGGCCUCCACCUCAUCGGUGCAAGGCGCCGUCUCCACCAGCAAUCUAACGCUGCCGCACCGCCAUCACGCGCUGUCCACUUCGUCACAUCACAUACCAAUGCGCAUGAGCGCCGAUUUUGUGCAUAGCGAGCAGCAACAGCACAGCUUGCCACCUAAUCAGAAAGCGUGGCAGCAACAACAGCAAAAGGAGCAGCAACAACGUGAUCGUGAGCUUUCAGUGCACACAAACGAGAACAACAAUAUAACCAAAUUUACACCAACACAUCAGCAGCAACAACAACAGCAUUCUCAGCAACAAUCACAUCACCAAGCAGCUGAAAGUUUGCCGCCAUUAAGUUUGGUGCCACUGCGUGAGAAUAAGGAUAAUGGCAGUAGUGGUGGUGGUGGUGGUGGCAGCGGCGGCGGCGGUGGUGGUGGUGGUGGUAAGGAUCUGCCGACACCCACAUCUACGCCCACUACAAGUCGCAAAAGUCGACGGCGUUCAAAUCUCUUCAUACCCUCCUCCUCGAAGAAGGGCGAGAAAGAUUUGAAGAAUGGCGAAUUGGGUAGCGGACGAUCCAUACCAAUCAAACAGGGUUACCUGUACAAACGCUCCAGCAAAUCGCUGAACAAGGAGUGGAAAAAGAAAUAUGUAACGCUCUGCGACGACGGUCGGCUCACAUAUCACCCGUCGCUACACGAUUAUAUGGACGAUGUGCAUGGCAAGGAAAUACCACUGCAAUAUGUAACUGUGAAGGUGCCGGGUCAAAAACCGCGCGGUUCUAAAUCGAUCAUCACCAAUAGCGCGCUUACAACAUCAAUGCAUGCGAAUGGUCGUAGUCAUGGGCAAAAUGGACUAAGCGAAGGCAUUGGUUGUCUAUCGAUUGUCAAAGAUAACAAGGAGAAGAAGCUAACGGAAAAAGUACUGCUCACAGCCUUCGAUACGCUACGCGAGCCAGUCAAAUCGAACUCUUCGCAGCAGACCAGUGGCGAUGAGGGCAUCGCCAUGUCCAACUCCAAUUCACAGACAUUUAUCGCUGGCAGUGAUAGCCAGCAACAUUUGCAGCAGCAACAACGUGAAUUACUCGCCGUUAAUGCUGCCAACAAAUUAGAAUCUCAGACACCAAAUGUCAAGAAACGUCAUCGUCGCAUGAAGAGCAGCAGUGUGAAAUCGAAUGAAGUAGACGAUUCAGAUAUUUAUGAAUUUUUCAUUGUAUCUUUGGAUUCGAAACAGUGGCACUUUGAGGCAGCAAGCUCUGAGGAUCGUGACGACUGGGUAGCUGCUAUCGAGCAGGAGAUCUUCAAGAGUCUUCAGGGAAUUGAAAGUACGAAAACUAAACCGGCGACCACAAGCGAGCUGGCCUCAAUGGUUGCGAUACGUACGCGCGUGCCAGGCAAUGGCUAUUGUGUCGACUGCGAUGCGCCGAAUCCUGAAUGGGCUAGUCUAAAUCUGGGUGUGCUAAUGUGCAUCGAAUGUUCUGGCAUUCAUCGCAACUUGGGUUCACACAUUUCCAAAGUGCGUUCGCUGGGCUUAGAUGAUUGGCCUGCCGGUCACCUUAGUGUAAUGCUAGCUAUAGGCAAUAGUCUAGCCAAUUCAGUGUGGGAAGCAAACACACGCCAACGCAGCAAACCAAAGCAUAAUUCUACACGCGAAGAAAAGGAAGCGUGGAUACGCAGCAAAUAUGAGGCUAAAGAGUUUCUAGCACAGUGCAAUGCGAAUACAAAUACGACGCCGGGACAGCAAUUAAUUGAGGCGGUGAUCAGAUCGGACAUUAAGUCAAUUGUCCUAAUACUCGCCACCGCCAACAGUGAAGUGACCAAUGCCAAUGUAAGUCCACGUGAUGUGCGAACACCAUUGUUACUGGCUUGUGCCAUAGGAAAUUUGGCCAUAGCGCAAUUGCUGAUUUGGAAUGGCGCCAACAUCAAGCAUACCGACCAUGAGGGUCGCACCUGUCUGGCAUAUGCGCGCGCCGCACAAUCAUUAGCCACCGCCAAAUCGUUAAAAGCCGCCGCAGCAGCAGCGGCCGCCGCCGCGAAUACUGCAAAUGGCUGCCAUACGAAUACCAAUUCUAGCACCGCAAGCAAUACGAGUUCCUGCUCAUCAACCGCAUCCAAUACAGCGACGACUACAACGACCAGCAAUGCGACAAAUAGCGCUGCGACUAGUGGAGCAGCAGCGGCGGGAGCAGCAACAGCUACAAAUGGGGGCAUACCGGCGCCGCAAUAUAGUGUCGAAGAGACGACAGCACUGGUAGAGCUGCUGACAAGUUUGGGUUGUCCAGAGUCGGCGCCGCUGACGGCGAGUGGCACGCUACCAAGACGACGCGAUACACUUGGCACGCCCUAUGAGAAGACCGUAUCGGGUGUCAUAUAAAUUGGGAAGCAGCUGAUGCAUGGUAGUAGAAAAACAACGCAAAUUGUGCGCUUGCGAUUUAUAUUAAGUUCAGAGUCUAAGAGCUGUUCAACAGUCGAGAGUAUAGGAAGGAGAAAGUGCAGUAGUGGCUCAAAAUGGGCCACAAAAUGCGAGCGUAGUUGUACUUGUAGUUAUAUAUAGAUACAUAUAUACAUACUUAUGUGUGCGUCUGUCUAAGAUAGGAAGUAUUAUCAAUAACUUGUAUGUAGCAUUCAUAUAGAAAGUGUCGUCUAAGUAGAGCAGCAAAAUCGAUUUUUUAAAAGAUUUUUAAUUAGCAGCAAAUUAUAUUUUUCAUAUUUUAUUUCACAUUUUAAAACUAUGUGUUUAGGUAAAACCAAAAAGUGUGUGUAAUUUAAUUUAAUAGAGACAAACAUAGUUUUGCAUAAGCUUGCGAUGUAUGUAUGUACAUAUGUGCUCAGAAAGCUUUCAAUUAAUAAUUAUUAAAUUACUUUAUAAGCUCACAUCCGCUGUCAAAAUGUAUUACAUAUGUAAAUUGAAAAGUAUGUCUAAUUAAAUAAGUUGAAAGAAAUGCAUACAGAAAGCUUGUGAGCCUGUUUCUUUAUUAACAUACAGCUAUGCAGUUAAUUUUAAUAUUUUAUACUCGUCAAGAGUACGUAAAAUUCAACAUACUUAGUAUAAGAAAUAAAGUUAGAUGUUUGGUUUAGUCAAGCAAGAAGAGAAUAAACCCCUUAAAUGGAUAGCUAUUGCUGCACCUCAAUUUAUA
Messenger RNA from Rhagoletis pomonella (apple maggot), 5019 nucleotides. RefSeq names its product centaurin-gamma-1A (gene CenG1A). Gene Ontology annotation, molecular function: protein binding; GTPase activity; GTP binding. The transcript has 9 exons. The coding region runs from base 1068 to 4256 and encodes 1062 amino acids. Gene Ontology annotation, cellular component: nucleus. The record is from RefSeq and is a predicted model, not a curated record. NCBI's taxonomy places the organism in Eukaryota, Metazoa, Arthropoda, Insecta, Diptera, Tephritidae.